AUGCUUGAGCCAUCACCAAACAUGCCAUGGUUCAAGGGAUGGAAUGUUGAGCGCAAGGAGGGUAAUGCCACUGGUAAGACCCUGCUCGAGGCUCUUGAUUCCAUUGUACCACCACAGAGGCCCACGGACAGGCCACUUCGUCUGCCUCUGCAGGAUGUGUACAAGAUCGGAGGUAUCGGUACUGUCCCAGUCGGACGUGUCGAGACUGGUAUCAUCAAGCCUGGUAUGGUUGUCACCUUCGCCCCUCAGAAUGUCACCACUGAGGUGAAAUCUGUUGAAAUGCACCACGAGUCGCUACCAGAGGCUGGACCUGGAGACAACGUCGGUUUCAACGUGAAGAACGUGUCCGUCAAGGAUAUUCGUCGUGGAUCCGUCUGCUCUGACUCGAAGAACGAUCCCGCCAAGGAGGCUCGCUCGUUCAACGCUCAGGUCAUCAUCAUGAACCACCCUGGACAGAUCGCCGCCGGAUACACCCCAGUGCUUGAUUGCCACACUGCACACAUUGCGUGCAAGUUCAACGAGCUGAAGGAGAAGGUCGAUCGCCGUACUGGUAAGAAGGUCGAGGACAACCCGAAAUUCCUCAAGUCUGGCGAUGCCGGAAUCGUCGAGCUGAUCCCCACAAAGCCACUCUGCGUCGAGUCGUUCACAGACUAUGCACCACUUGGUCGUUUCGCCGUUCGUGAUAUGAGGCAAACGGUCGCUGUCGGUGUCAUCAAGUCGGUCGACAAGACUGAGGCUGCUGGCAAGGUCACGAAGGCUGCCCAGAAGGCUGGAGUCGGAGCCAAGAAGAAAUAA
Messenger RNA from Cooperia oncophora, 795 nucleotides. NCBI's taxonomy places the organism in Eukaryota, Metazoa, Nematoda, Chromadorea, Rhabditida, Trichostrongylidae. The record is from the annotation of a GenBank genome assembly.